AUGAAGCGAUACCAGAAGGUUAGGCUUCCAAAGACCACUACCACUUCAUCGUCGGUGGAGCAGCCACAGCCGUGGGUGCGUACUAUCUACGACGACGUUGUUGAGAUCGUGACACCGACGAUCAUCGGUGGUGUUACCUUCUUUGCUAAACCACCAGCGGAUACUGGUCUACCUCAGCCUUGGAUCUCGCUGAACAAGAACGGUUCUCCAAAGACAAUCACGCCGCAGCUGAAGAACGGUAGAACGAAGAACGCGUCGCCUACGUACUCCACGUACUUCCAAACCGCAACAACAAUAACGUACGGGUACGACGAUCUCAAGGCCCACAACAUGGACCCAGGCGCUAUCCACACCGAGGUGGAGUGGAUCCCUGAGGAUGGCACCUAUGUUGAUCUGAAUCCUCUUGUGAGAUGUACGCCUGAAUUCUACAGAAAGCAAGGCAUUGCCCGUGAUAGAUCCAGUGAACCGUUCUGUACACCUUAUGAGAAGACCGAGUUGGCGAUGGGGAAGACCUACUUCAUCACCUGGUACACGAACUUCUUCCAGCCACACGAGGAGUACGUCCGUCUACACUUCACCUACGUCAAGGAAAGUCUCAUGGAGAAGGGCAUGAAGAAAAGAGACGUUGAAGGUGCGUUCUUCUCGACACCUUGGAUCGAAAACCUCCAUGGGUUUUAUGCUUUUGAAAUCCAAGAGGAAUGGUUGUUGAACGACUGGAUACAACCUAUUGCAGUGUCUUUACAACCAAAGAGCGUCCCUGAUGAUGAGUUUGACCUGUUGAAAGACGCAACAAUGUUCAAAAUUGCCAGAGGUACUAAAGUCAGUAAAAACACAAAGGAGAUGAGAGCUCGUCAAGAUCAAGGUAUCAGCGAUGAUACUUGGUACUACGUGAUGUUGUCUGUUCCUUCAGUGAUUUGCGUGUCUGCAUUGGGUAUGUACUUCUUUGUCUGGCUCACAAGAGGUGACCGUGAUAUCUCUGCCAUUAGAAGACAGGUCUACAAACAACAGCACAAGAUCCUGGGUAAGUUCAAACCUUCGAGCAAGAACAAGAAAUACUCAGAACUACCACAGUUCGACAGACGUGGUGGUCCAAAGCUUUCAUAA
Molecule: messenger RNA, 1104 nt
Organism: Williopsis jadinii
Lineage: Eukaryota; Fungi; Ascomycota; Saccharomycetes; Phaffomycetales; Wickerhamomycetaceae
Product: DUF4448 domain-containing protein
Exons: 1
Coding region: 1-1104 (367 amino acids)
Source: RefSeq, a predicted model, not a curated record